Molecule: messenger RNA, 1560 nt
Organism: Spodoptera littoralis (African cotton leafworm)
Lineage: Eukaryota; Metazoa; Arthropoda; Insecta; Lepidoptera; Noctuidae
Source: the annotation of a GenBank genome assembly
AUGGCCAUCCCAGAAGAACAGCCAUUAAAACAUAAAGAAAAACCAAAAAAGAAAUCGUUCAAAGAGAAGUUAAUAAGCAUAAAAGAGAAUAUAACUGUGGAACCAGUUCUGGUGUGUUAUGUGGUUCCGGGAGUAUUGUCAAGGUUGGCGACACAAAAUCUGAAUUUAGAUAAAGCAUGUCGGGUGAAUAUGAAGUUUGGAGACCAAGUUUGCGAUGCACUGAUCGCCAAAAAAGGAAACCAAUACUUGAAGGAAGAAUUGGCGGUACAAGAGCUGAUAGCAGGGAUGGAGAUGUGGAAGAGUGUGUUGUUGACUGCGUUACCAAGUUUGUUGAUACUGUUCCUGGGAGCCUGGAGCGAUAGAACUGGGAAGCGGAAGAUAUGCAUCCUACUUCCCAUCUUUGGGGAUCUACUUAUGUGUUUAAACGAUUUACUUAACGCGUAUUAUUUCUAUGAGUUGCCGGUUCAAGUGACCAUGUUCUUCGAUGGGUUCUUCCCUGCUAUCACGGGAGGAUGGAUUACUACUUACAUGGGGAUUUUUGCAUAUAUCAGUGACAUAUCAAGUGAGGAGAACAGGACUUUUCGGGUGGGGAUAGCGAACCUGUGCUUAACGGCAGGAGGACCAAUAGGGUCUGUCCUCAGUGGUAUUCUUCUGAAUUGGACAGGAUACUAUGGAGUAUUCACGAUCAGUGCGUUGCUGAAUUUGAUAAGUAUUCUCUAUGGAUUUUUCCUUAUCAAUGAUCCGGAGAGACCCGUUACGGAAAAACCUAAACAGAACGAAUCGUUCAACGUAAGGGGCUUCCUAAAAUCCUUUUUCGACAUAAAACACGUAAAAGACACUUUGACUGUCGCAUUCAAAAAAGGACCUAACAAGAGGAGGACAAAGUCCAUUUUGGUGCUGGCAUCCAUCGCGUUUAUAUACGGCCCGUCUCAUGGAGAAGCCACAGUUCGCUACCUGUUCACGCGGUAUCGUUUCAACUGGGACGCUCUCAUGUACAGCUUCUACAGCACUUUCUUUAUAUGCAUACAUGCACUGGGAGCACUGAUCUCAAUAAGCCUGUUCAGUCAUCGUCUGAGGUGGGAUGACUCGGUACUGGGUCUGAUCUCCAAUGGGAGUAAGGUGGUCGGUGCCCUCUACACGGGCCUUGCUAGAAAUACUAGGGAUAUGUAUAUAGCGGUGGCUAUAGAAAUGUUCAAUGCAACCUCCUUCACAGCAUUGAGGUCCAUCUCGUCCAAACUAGUGACCAGUGAUGAAUUAGGUAAAAUGACGUCAUUCUUCAAUUUGAUGGAGGUGGUGACAUCAAUGAUCUUUGGACCGCUGUACUCCUGGAUCUAUAUGUGUACCUUGGAAACUGAUGCUGGGAUCGUGUACUAUUUCAGUACGGCCCUCACAAUUCCACCUUUACUAUUUUUUGUCUGGUUCUUCAUACAAAACCGAAGGGAUGUUGCCAGUCUAGAAGAUAAGAGUGACGAUGUUGCCACAGAACUACAGUCUAAGAGGAAAAAGGAUUCUCUAAUCAACAGUUUAGAUUUAGAUCAUGAAUUAAUUGUAGUCGAAUAA